AUGGGCUUGGCAGUAAUAAUAGCAGCAAGAAAGCUCAGACCAUACUUUAAUUGUCAUCCUAUUCAGGUGCUCACAAAUCAACCGCUAGAAAAAGCUCUUCAGAAGAUGGAUACCUCGGGUCGUUUGCUGAAAUGGGUCGUGGAAUUAUCUGAGUAUGACAUACAAUACAAACCUAGAACCGCCAUCAAAGCUCAAGCCCUGGCGGAUUUUGUGGUAAAAGCCUCGUAUGAAGAAGAGGAAGUAGAACAAAAAGAGAGUUGGUUAUUGGAAGUAGACGGAUCCGCCGCUAAUAGCGGAUCAGGAGCCAGAAUAGUUAUGACAAGUCCAGAAGGGAACAGUUUCCAGUACGCUAUCAAGUUUGCAUUUCCGGCAUCAAAUAAUGAAGCUGAAUACGAGGCCGCAAUUGCAGGGAUGAGAAUGUGUUUGGCGGCUGGUGCAAAACACGUGCUCCUGAAGACAGAUUCUCAGCUGGUUAGCGGCCAACUAAAAGGGGAUUUUGAAGUAAGGGGAGCAAACAUGAUGAAGUAUGUAGAGAAAGCUAAGGAGCUGAUAGUUCAGUUUCAACAUUUCGAAGUGCAAGCGAUUCCGCGAGCAGAGAACGCGAAAGAAGAUGCCCUUUCUAAGCUUGCCUGCUCCAAUUCAUUUAGCGUGGAAAGAACAGUCACAGUGGACAUGCAGAAAGAAAAAAGCAUUUCAGAGCAGGCAGUGACCGUUAACAAUAUUAAUCAGCAGGGAGAAUGGUUUAGCGAGCUGGUUGAAUAUAAGCUAACAGGAGCACUCCCAAAUAAUCCCGCAUCAGCAAAGAAACUGAGACGACAGGCAAAUUGGUAUAUCAUAUACCAAGAUGAAUUGUAUAAGAAAUCAUUUAGCCUGCCUCUGAUGAAAUGUGCAACGGCAUGGGAAUCGAAGAAAAUCCUAGAAGAAAUACAUGAGGGCAUAUGCGGAAAUCAUAUUGGCGGAAAAGCUUUAGCAUUAAAAGCGCUGAGAGCCGGGUUUUAUUGGCCGACUAUGCUAGCAGAUGCUGAGAGUUAUGUCAAGAGGUGUGAUAAAUGCCAGAGAUAUGCUCCCGUCAUUAACAGACCAGCUAAUGAUUUGCAACCUAUAUUGUGUCCAAUCCCGUUCGCGUAG
This is a messenger RNA of Beta vulgaris subsp. vulgaris (sugar beet), 1128 nucleotides long. RefSeq lists its product as uncharacterized. The record is from RefSeq and is a predicted model, not a curated record. NCBI's taxonomy places the organism in Eukaryota, Viridiplantae, Streptophyta, Magnoliopsida, Caryophyllales, Amaranthaceae. The transcript has a single exon. Bases 1 to 1128 code for a protein of 375 amino acids. Gene Ontology annotation, molecular function: nucleic acid binding; RNA-DNA hybrid ribonuclease activity.